Messenger RNA from Eutrema salsugineum, 795 nucleotides. Its product is annotated as formin-like protein 2. The transcript is spliced from 4 exons. Bases 1 to 795 code for a protein of 264 amino acids. Lineage: Eukaryota; Viridiplantae; Streptophyta; Magnoliopsida; Brassicales; Brassicaceae. The record is from RefSeq and is a predicted model, not a curated record.
AUGACUCGACGGAGGACGCACUACAUCAAUUUCAUGGCGGACAGACACUCUUCCCGGGCGUCUGCCUCGGGAAACACCGGGACCGAUGUCCCUUCAUCUUCCGGAGCCUCCCAGGUUCCGAAUACCGUUGCGGAGCAGUCUCCACCACCGCCUCCACCACCACCUCCACCGUCGGCUGCCGAACCGGUACCCCACCCUCUUCAUCCGUAUGCCCAAUUUACGGUUGAGGACUUACUAGCCCUACCGGGACGGGGGGCUUUACGACGUCUGGUUCCCGGAAAAGCGGAACCAGGCUCUUAUUGGUUUAACUUGGAUAAUUGUGUCGGUCGGAGCGUUUCCGACACAAUUAAGAGUCAUUUCGUUGAGCCGCACUACAAUUGGAGCAAGGUGUCGCAAGAGACGUUCGACACCUGGUACAAGUGCUUCGCGCAACGGUGGAACUGGGACGUCGGGAUCAACGAGACGGUCCGCGAAGCUUUCCGGCUGAAGGCGCAGAAACGCCUAGUCAACACCGUUUCCGAUUGGAAGCGGAAGUGGGAGACCGAUGGCGACGACGCAAAGCCGAGCUCCAUGUCCACUUUCUGUUGGAAUGGGUUGAAGGCGUAUUGGCUGGACCCGCAUGCCCAAACCACUGCUGCUAAGUGUUCGGCUGUCCGAAACCGGAUCGGUCCUAACGGUCAGAAGUUAGUUGCUCCGAAGAAGAAAGGCCGAACCGUCAGAAGAGGAGUUAAUCGAAUCACGAUGACUGCCUCUAGGUUCCUUUGGAUUAUCAAACGUUUGAAAGGAGAAGAAUAA